Molecule: messenger RNA, 3117 nt
Organism: Pocillopora verrucosa
Lineage: Eukaryota; Metazoa; Cnidaria; Anthozoa; Scleractinia; Pocilloporidae
Source: RefSeq, a predicted model, not a curated record
AUGGAAGACAUUCUCUCCAAAGGAUAUGCACGCAAAGUGUCCCCUGAUCAGAAUAGCCCCGCGAAGGGCACCGCCUGGUACAUACCGCACCAUGGUGUUUACCACCCUCGCAAGCCAGGAAAGAUCCGCGUCGUGUUUGACUGUUCGGCCAAAUUCAUGGGAAAGUCCCUCAAUGACAUGCUGUACAAGGGCCCGGACCUAACUAGUUCGCUUGUAGGAGUCCUGUUGAGGUUUCGUGAAGAGAGAGUGGCCGUCAUGGCGGACAUAGAGUCCAUGUUCCACCAAGUGAGAGUUCCCGAUCCUGACAGUUCCUUUCUGCGUUUUCUUUGGUGGGAGGAUGGCAACAUGGCGCGCGAAUUACAAGAAUUUCAGAUGGUCGUUCACUUGUUUGGAGCCAUUUCAUCACCGGCUUGCGCAAACCUCGCACUCCGCAAGACAGCAGAAGAUAAUCGUCACAGCUUCCCUCCUGACGUCAUUAACACAGUUAAAAGAAACUUUUAUGUUGAUGAUUGUUUGAAGUCCCUCCCUGGCGAGCAGAAAGCCAUUGAGCAUGUUGGCAGUUUAUGCAGUUUACUAUCACGUGGUGGUUUCAAGCUAACCAAAUGGGUCAGCAAUAGUCGUGAUGUUCUGCAAGCUAUCCCUGAGAAGGAGCGAGCAAAGGACAUCAAGGACAUGGACAUAAGGAAGGAAGAGUUGCCUGUUCAGCGAGCCCUGGGAGUUCAAUGGUGUGUAGAAUCCGACUCGUUCCGCUUCAGAGUCAACAUUAGCUCCCGUCCACAAACGCGUAGGGGUAUCUUGUCUCUAGCGAGUGCUAUUUUCGAUCCGUUGGGAUUCCUGGCACCGUUCGUUCUGACCGCGAAGGAAAUCCUUCAAGAUCUUUGUCGCAUUAAGCUAGGAUGGGAUGACGAGAUCCCGACUGAGUACGCUGCACGUUGGGAAAAUUGGCUAGCAGAUGUUCCAAAGCUCUCGGAGUUUGCUGUGAGUCGCUGUUUAAAGCCAGAGGAUUUUGGUCCCGUUAAAUCCAGUCAGCUACAUCACUUCUCUGAUGCCUCAGAAGCAGCUUAUGGCUCAGUGACUUACCUUCGACUGCUUAGCCAUGAGGACCGAGUUCAUUGUUCCUUCCUGUUUGGAAAAUCACGCGUUGCUCCUUUGAAAACUAUCUCUGUUCCUCGUUUAGAGCUCUCGGCCGCAACCGUUUCUGUGCGACAAGACAAGAUGCUCAAGGAAGAGCUGGAGAUGCCUCCUAAUUGUGAAUCCGUGUUUUGGUCAGACAGCAUGUCAGUGCUUCGUUAUGUGAAGAACGAAAGUACGCGUUUCCACACGUUUGUUGCCAAUCGGGUUGCCGUACUACGAGAGGGCUCAAGUCCAGAUCAGUGGCGCUAUGUGGAAGGUGUAGCAAAUCCUGGAGAUUGCGCUUCAAGAGCGCUGACUGCCAAAGCAUUGUUGAGCUGCCAAAGAUGGUUACUGGGGCCGGAGUUUCUUUGGAAGUCAGAAGAAGAUUGGCCUAGGAACCCCUUAUCCCUUGGAUGUCUUCAAGACGGAGACCCGGAAGUGAAGAUGGUUUAUAAGGUUUGUCACACUUCUGUUUCCGAGUCGGAGCAUCCUUUGGUUGAGUACUUUCAACGCGCGUCUUCCUGGCACCGAUUGAAGAAGUCAGUUGCAUGGUUUUUACGAUACCUUGGAAACUUGAAAAGGUCAAGUAAACGCGGAAAAUCGAGAGAGCCGAUCCUUUCAACUCCCAUCCUUUCUUUACCACCAAUUACCGUUACGGAGUUGGCAAUUGCGGAGCUAGAAAUCCUCAGGAACGUCCAGCAGUUCAAUUUUCCGGAUGAGCUUGAGCUGUUAAGCAAGUCUGAAAACGGUACGCAAGUCAAGAAAAGCAGCAGCCUUCGAAGUCUGGAUCCAAUCUUAGUGAACGGCGUCUUACGUGUCGGUGGGAGGUUAAGUUUAGCGUCCACUGCAUUUGAGGCCAAACAUCAGAUUAUUUUGCCCAAGAAGGAUCACGUGACCAACCUUGUAGUAGAAUAUUACCACCAGAUCUCCGGUCACUCUGGAAGAGAGUACGUUAUCAGUCUUGCUCGCGAGAAGUUUUGGAUCGUAAACGCAAGUUCUGUUGUCAGGAAAGUUCUUUCGAAAUGUUUCAGUUGCCGGCGGCGUCAAGGCCCGUUCUGUGAGCAGAAAAUGGCUGACCUUCCCGUGGAUCGUGUUACCCCAGGUCAGCCACCUUUUACAUCUGUCGGCAUUGAUUGUUUUGGUCCUCUUCAGGUACGCCGUGGGCGAAGUCUUGUGAAAAGAUAUGGGGUCAUUUUCACGUGUCUUUCUAUCCGCGCGGUUCACAUUGAAGUGGCGCACAGUUUGGAAACUGAUUCUUUCCUGAUGGCGCUCAGAAGGUUUAUAGCAAGAAGGGGCCAGGUAAAGGAGAUCAGAUCCGAUAAUGGUACCAAUUUCACCGGCGGAGAGAGGGAGCUCAGGGAAUCCAUCAACGCGUGGAAUCACAACAAGAUUCACGAAGCUCUACUUCAGAAGGGUAUCAAGUGGAACUUCAACCCCCCCUAUGGCUCCCAUUAUGGAGGUGUUUGGGAGCGCUGCAUUCGAACAACGCGCAAGGUCCUUCGAGCUUUGCUUCAAACUCAAACUGUUGACGACGAAGGUUUAGUCACCCUCCUAUGCGAAGUGGAAAGCAUCAUUAAUGGUCGUCCAAUCACCACAGUUUCAGGUGACCCCAAUGAUCCGGAGCCCCUUACACCAAACCAUUUGCUUCUUUUACGCUCGGAACCUCAGAUGCCCCCUGGGUUAUUCCAAAAGGAAGACUCCUUCUCUCGACGCAGAUGGAGACAAGUGCAAUAUCUCGCAGAUAUUUUUUGGAAGAGAUGGUCUAAGGAGUACUUGCCUCUGCUCCAAAGUAGGCAGAAAUGGACGACGAUUCGCAAGAACCUGGCCGUUGGGGAUAUUGUUCUAGUGAGCGCCGAAAAUUCCCCUCGCAAUUCAUGGCCCCUUGGUAGAGUGGUAGAAGUCUUCGCAGACAAGAAAGGUUUGGUGCGCCGUACCAGAGUGAAAGUAAAAGGAGCAGUUUUGGAGAGGCCAAUUGACAAGCUUUGCUUGCUGAUAGAAGCUUGA